Molecule: messenger RNA, 1719 nt
Organism: Coffea eugenioides
Lineage: Eukaryota; Viridiplantae; Streptophyta; Magnoliopsida; Gentianales; Rubiaceae
Product: protein DETOXIFICATION 35
Exons: 9
Coding region: 1-1719 (572 amino acids)
Biological process (GO): xenobiotic detoxification by transmembrane export across the plasma membrane
Cellular component (GO): membrane
Molecular function (GO): antiporter activity; xenobiotic transmembrane transporter activity
Source: RefSeq, a predicted model, not a curated record
AUGGCCUACUUAAUAGCUAGGGAGUAUGACAGAGACUUCCAAGAAAUGCAUAACAAAGCUUUGUCCGGUCUUUUAGAAAGUGCAAAGAUUGAGAAACAUAAACAGAAUGCUAAAGAAGAGGGCAGCAAUGGCUUACCCUCUGAAGAAUCAUCACCCAAGUCCAUGCAUGUAUUGGAUAUCGAGUCACCAAUACUCCCUAAGGGUCCCUCCUCCCAAGAGGUUGUUCUCCAUGAGGCCCCCUCCGCCGUGUUAGUUAAUGGUGAGGCAGAAGGAGAUUAUCCUCCAGUUCGUGGAUUUGAGGAUGCAAUGAAUAUAUGUUAUGUUGAAUCUUUGAAACUUUGGUCUAUAGCUGGUCCAAUUGUUUUCAACAUUCUCUGUAACUAUGGAAUAAAUUCAUUCACUAAUAUUUUUGUUGGGCAUAUUGGGGAUGUGGAGCUCUCUGCAAUCGCAAUCUCUUUGUCAGUUAUUGCCAACCUCUCAUUCGGUUUCUUGUUUGGGAUGAGCAGUGCACUGGAAACACUAUGCGGGCAUGCAUUUGGGGCUGGCCAAGUAGAAAUGCUUGGGAUAUACAUGCAAAGGUCUUGGAUAAUCCUAAUAGGUGCCUGUUUCAGCUUGAUGCCACUUUACAUUUAUUCAACACCUAUCUUAAAGCUCCUAGGCCAAAGAGAUGAUAUUGCAGAUAUGGCUGGAACAUUUUCCAUGCAAAUUAUUCCUCAGAUGUUUUCCCUAGCCAUCAAUUUUUCCACCCAGAAGUUCUUACAAGCACAGAGUAAGGUUGGGAUUCUAGCGUGGGUUGGCUGUGUCGCCCUCAUCAUACACAUUGGGGCUCUUUAUCUCUUCAUUAGCGUAUUCAAAUGGGGCACGGCUGGUGCAGCUGCAGCUUAUGACGUUUCUGGCUGGAUAAUUUCUUUGGCUCAGGUUGUAUAUAUUGUAGGUUGGUGCCAAGAUGCAUGGAAGGGACUUUCUUGGUUAGCUUUCAAGGAGAUUUGGUCUUUCGUAAAGCUUUCUGUAGCCUCAGCAGUGAUGCUUUGCCUAGAAAUUUGGUAUUUUAUGAGCAUUAUUGUUCUCACGGGACACCUUGGAGACCCUAUUCUAGCAGUUGGCUCCCUAUCUAUUUGCAUGAACGUGAAUGGUUGGGAAGGAAUGCUAUUCAUUGGAAUUAAUGCAGCAAUUAGUGUUCGUGUUUCGAACGAGCUAGGAUCUGGACAUCCAAGGGGAGCUAAAUAUUCAGUCUAUGUAACUGUAGCUCAAUCUCUACUUAUUGGGAUCCUCUGCAUGGUGGCUAUAAUGGCAGCCAAGAACCAUUUUGCUGUUCUAUUCACCAACAGUGAGAAAAUGCAGAAAGCUGUUGCAGAUUUGGCGUACCUUCUCAGUGCAACCCUUGUGCUUAAUAGUGUCCAGCCAGUAAUAUCAGGUGUGGCUGUUGGUGGAGGAUGGCAAAGACUGGUGGCCUAUAUUAAUAUGUCUUGUUAUUAUGUUAUUGGUCUUCCUCUUGGAUAUCUUCUAGGUUACAACGCAAAAUUAGGAGUUCAGGGAAUAUGGAUGGGAAUGAUUUUUGGAACUUUUUUACAAACUUUAGUCCUUUGCUUUGUUGUGUGGAAAACUGAUUGGAAUGAAGAGGUAGCACAUGCAUCAGAACGGAUGCGAAAGUGGGGCGGGAUAGUUGAAGAAUGUGAAUCCAGAAAAUCUUCCGAAGAUAUACAUUAUUUAGUUUUAUAA